AUUUUGCCGAUUUCCUUAAUCCCCUCUGCAACUCCUUCCUCUUUCUCCCGCAUCCUCCUCCUCCUCCUCCUCCUCCUUAAACCCUAACAACAAAACCAACAUCUUGUACUUGUAGUUACAGUUGUAUCUCUAUUCUCUAGUCGCCGGUGCCUCUGCAAACCACCAUCCUUUCUCGUCUGCUGCUAUUCUCGGGCGGGCGCUCCUCCUGCUCUGGCUCAGGGUCGGGCCUGAAAAUAUCUUGUAGGUUAUAAGUAUUCUGGACGCCAAGUGCUCUGCUAUAUCAGUAUAACUGCAACGCAAAAUGUCUCGAAUUAUUGUGAAGAAUUUGCCCAAAUAUGCAACUGAGGAUCGUCUUAAAGAGUUCUUUUCUGAGAAGGGUGAGGUUACCGAUGCCAAGCUCAUGCGGACCAGGGAGGGUAAGAACAGACAAUUUGCUUUUAUUGGGUACCGAACUGAGAAAGAAGCCAAGGAGGCUAUUAAGUAUUUCAACAAAUCUUUUAUGGAUACAUCGAGAAUAAUAUGUGAGGUUGCUUGGAAAGUUGGGGCUAUGGAUAUUCCUCGUCCUUGGAGUCAGUAUUCUAAGGAGAAGCAAGACAUAAAGCCCGAGAAGAGCAACGAAGUUUUUAGUGGCAAAGCUAAGCCAGACAAGAAGAACUCCAAAAUGAGUAAUGCAAAUAAUGAUCCUCAGCUUGAAGAGUAUCUUGAGAUUAUGAAGCCGCGGAGCCAGUCAAAAAUGUGGGUGAAUGAUCUAGUAGUUCCUACUGUUAACCAAAGUGGCAAAGGUAAGGAGGAGCGUGGUAAGUUAAAACAAGAUGUUCCCAAAAAGCUCAACAGGGAUGAAAGUUCUGCAAGGCAGGUUGAGAUGCCUGAUGAAAAUCAAGUUCUUGGAGGGGAUGUGGCUCGUGAUGAGGAUGUCACAGAUAUGGAUUAUAUUAAAAGUAGGGUAAAAAAAGAAUGGUCUGAUUCAGAAAGUGUUAGUGAUGACGAAAAUGAAAUUGAUAUUGAUCAGGAUGACAAAGAUAAUGAUGAUGCUUCCCAUGCUAAUUUGGAUAAAGACGACGUUGACGAAAGUGGUUUUGAAGAAGCUGGUGGUGAAUUAAUGAACUCUGAAAAUCCAUCAUCUAAUCCAGAAGACGCUAAUGAAGUUCUUAAGUCUGGUCGCCUUUUUGUCCGCAAUCUUCCCUAUGCUGCAACUGAGGAUGAGCUCGCGGAGCUCUUCAGUAAAUUUGGAAAUGUUGCAGAGGUCCAUCUUGUGAUUGAUAAAGAGACAAAGCGUUCCAAGGGUUUUGCUUAUGUUCUUUAUAGAGGUCCAGAAGAUGCUCUCAGGGCGUUGGAAGAGCUGGAUCAUUCAAUCUUCCAAGGUAGAUUAUUGCAUGUUAUGCCAGCAAAAGCAAAAGACCUGUCAUCUAAUCAAGGAACUCUUAUUACUGAGGGGAAAGCCAAAACAUUGAAGGAGCUGAGAGUGGAAGAGAAAAAGGCAUCAGAAGCUGAUGGCAAUACUCAAGCUUGGAAUAGUUUGUUUAUGCGCGCUGACACUAUUGUAGAAAAUAUCUCUAGGAGAUUUGGAAUCAGUAAAAGUGACUUCCUAGAUCGUGAAGCUGAUGAUCUUGCUGUCCGCAUUGCUCUUGGAGAAACUCAAAUCAUCGCAGAGACUAAGAAGGGUCUGACAAAUGCUGGAGUAAAUGUUGCUUCCCUGGAAGAACUUGCUUCUAAGAAAACUGAAGGUGUAAAGAGAAGUAACCAUGUAUUACUUGUAAAAAAUUUGCCUUACAGUGCAACAGAAAGUGAACUCUCAAAAAUGUUCGGCAAAUUUGGUAGCAUUGACAAGAUUAUACUUCCUCCAACAAGAACGUUGGCCUUGGUAAUUUUUCUUGAACCAGCUGACGCCCGUGCGGCUUGCAGAGGCCUGGCGUAUAAGCGUUACAAAGAUGCCCCACUGUAUUUGGAAUGGGCUCCCAGCAACAUCCUUAGUCAAGAUUUGGAUAUUGACAACAGUGAUAUGAUCGUUGGUGAACAAGACGCUAAGAAGGUUUCAAUCGAACAGCAAGUUAAAGAGAUAUCAGAAGCUGAAUUGGAUCCUGACCGUGUUGAGUCACGCUCUCUAUUUGUGAAGAACUUGAACUUUAAGACAGCUGAUGAAAAUUUGAGGAAGCAUCUCAGUGAAAACAUGAAAGGAGGAAGGAUUUUAAGCGUCAAAAUAAAAAAGCACUUGAAAAAUGGGAAGAAUGUUUCGAUGGGAUUUGGAUUUGUAGAAUUUGAUUCUGUCGACACAGCAACAAAUGUUUGCAGGGACUUACAGGGAACUGUGCUAGAUGGUCAUGCUUUAAUUUUGCAACUUUGCCAUGCUAAGGAUGAAAAAGUUCUGAAGAAAGCUGGUAAUGAUCAAAGUUCAACAAAAAUAAUCGUAAGAAAUGUAGCAUUUGAGGCAACGGAGAAGGAUCUUAGACAGCUGUUUAGUCCAUUUGGUCAAAUAAAGACCUUGAGGCUUCCAAUGAGAAUGGGCAAACACAGGGGAUUUGCAUUUAUUGAAUUUGUCACCAAGCAAGAAGCUCAAAAUGCUCUCAAUGCUCUAUCCAGUACUCAUUUGUAUGGGAGGCACCUUGUACUAGAAAGAGCGAAAGAAGGUGAAACUUUGGAAGAACUUAGGGCUCGAACAGCUGCUCAGUUUGCUAACGAUGAAGAUGGGUUCCAAAAUGCAACCAAAAUCUCUAAGAAAAGAAAAAUUACAAUUUCUGAUUAGUAGAGAUGGUUUUCAUCUGAAAAUUUUGUUUCUUUGUAAGCUUUUGUUUUUGUUUAUUUAUCUAUUUUGAAUAGCUUAUUUAGCCUGAUAUAGUUUCAUUAAUUCAUCUACACGGCGGUACAAGGAUUUAUUCUAAUUUUUUUGGUAGUAUAAAUUUUAUAAUUUUGAA
Molecule: messenger RNA, 2909 nt
Organism: Spinacia oleracea (spinach)
Lineage: Eukaryota; Viridiplantae; Streptophyta; Magnoliopsida; Caryophyllales; Amaranthaceae
Product: multiple RNA-binding domain-containing protein 1
Exons: 16
Coding region: 302-2740 (812 amino acids)
Molecular function (GO): RNA binding
Source: RefSeq, a predicted model, not a curated record